AUGUCUGAGCAACCUGAAAACCCGCUCCCGCCUCGCAAUGAAUUCAUACACAAGACGGCGCUCGCUGGAGCAAUCCUAACCCCUCUAGCCAUGCUGCUCCCGCCCAGAAAAGCCGAUAUCCGAUUAUUUGUGCUGGUGGGAACGUUUUCGCUCUGCACCAACCAGCUUGCGUACGAAUACACAGGACAGUCUGUCUACGGCCGGCUUGGAAGUCGAGUGGGAUCAAUAUUCGAUACGGGCUUGCCGGAGGGCGCAAAGAGGACCCAGCAGCUGUUAAGGGAGCAAAAGGAGAGAGAGGCUGCGCAUAAGCAAAAGCAGGAAGAGAGUAAAAAGUCUGUGCUCAAGGAUAUCUGGAUGGGCGGCGAAAGCGAGGGUUGGAAAGAGAGGAGAGCGGAAGAGCACAACAAGAGCUUUCAGGAGGGCAAGGGCAUGAGCGAUAUCAUCUUUGAGCAGAUUGCCGAUGUGUUUAGUGGAAACUGGAGAGGGAAGGGAAAGGCGGACGAAGAAGCUUCUUCGUCUGAUGACUCGCAGGGAGAAAGGAAGAAAUAG
This is a messenger RNA of Trichoderma gamsii, 549 nucleotides long. RefSeq lists its product as hypothetical. The transcript has a single exon. The record is from RefSeq and is a predicted model, not a curated record. Lineage: Eukaryota; Fungi; Ascomycota; Sordariomycetes; Hypocreales; Hypocreaceae. The coding region runs from base 1 to 549 and encodes 182 amino acids.